UGGCCCGGGACUUUUCGGGGUUGGGCAUGGAGCCGAUGCCCUACAACAUCCUCGAACCCAUCGCACUCAAGGAGGAGCCCUGGAUGGAGGAAGCUCAGAGUCUUCUAGAUCCUAACAACAUGCAGAUCUCUCCGAGUGAGGACAAGAUACCGGUGGUGGGUUCACCCGAGAGCCACAGUUCCAACGGAGAGGGCCUUUUCUUCUCGGACGGACAACGUAAAGUGGACUACGUUUUAGUUUUCCACCACAGGAGACAUGGCUCUAUACGCAUCUCCACCUCUACCACCCAUGACCAGGUCUCAGUGGUGUCCAAUGGGAACUUCCCCUCAUCUGUGAGCUCAGAAGGAGCAGAGAGGAGAGCCAUGGGGGUACCCGGGGGCCCUCCUGCCAGUGUGGGGGAAGUGCUGAUGGAGCUGGGGGCUGGAGGGAGCCAGGAGAGCAUCGAGCCUGUGGACCACGAGAUGAGACUGAUCAGGCAAGAGUUUGAGGCCAGUCUGAUGGAGGCGGGACUGGAGAUCGAGAGGGACAAAGAGGUAAAACCUCAUGGGCCCAGCUUCACACGGCUCCAUGCUCCAUGGCCGGUGCUGUGCAGAGAGGCGGAGUUCCUCAAAAUUAAAGUCCCAACAAAAACGAGCUAUGACCUGAAGGAGGAGAGUGGUUUCAGCACCAGUAUGAGCACCGUCUGGAGGAAACUCAACCAGCCGUUUCAGCCCAAAAUCCCACAUCCAGAGCACGGCCGCACCAAGCUUCUGUCCCACUGCUUCUCCAGGGACAAAUUGCACCUAUACAACAUCACAUCCAAAGACACAUUUUUUGACAAUUCCACAAGAGGUCGAAUAGUGUAUGAAAUCCUGAGAAGGACAGUGUGUGUGCGAACCUGCCAGACCAUAGGUAUUAGUUCUCUGAUUGCUAAAGGCGUGUAUGAUGCUGCCUUCCCUCUUCAUGAUGGUGAUUACAAGAUCAUAGGUCAUCUUGAGGAGCGGAACGACAGACAGGUCCUGCAUGAAGAGUGGGCCCGAUACUCUGCCUUCUACAAGUAUCAACCGAUCGAUCUAGUCAGAAAGUAUUUUGGGGAGAAGAUUGGCCUGUACUUUGCAUGGCUUGGCGUUUAUACUCAGCUGUUGAUACCAGCCUCCAUUGUGGGAAUAAUUGUGUUUGGAUACGGAGUGGCCACGCUGGACACAAACAUCCCCAGUUUGGAGAUGUGCGACGAGCGUCUGAACUUCACCAUGUGUCCUCUGUGUGACGGGGCGUGUGAUUAUUGGAGAUUGAGCACAGCCUGUGGAACGGCCAGAGCCUCGCACCUGUUCGAUAACCCUGCCACUGUGUUCUUCGCCAUCUUCAUGUCUCUGUGGGCCGUGCUGUUCCUGGAGCACUGGAAGAGACGUCAGAUCAGUUUGAGCUUCAGCUGGGAUCUAACAGGGAUCGAAGAUGAUGAGGAACAGCCUCGGCCAAAAUAUGAGAACAUUGUCCUUCAAAAGCGACAGAGGAAGCAACAGAAGAAAAAGAAGAAAAAGAAUGAGUCGGAGAAGCAGGAGGAUGGGACAGUAACAGGGAAGGACAGGUGGAGGCAGAAACUACUGUCUGCCAUGUCUUCUGGCAAACCGUCUGGGGUGGAGAAAUUGACCUGGAAAGAUCGUCUUCCUGGAUACUGCAUCAAUGUUUCAUCAAUCCUCUUCAUGUUUGGCCUGACAUUUUCGGCAGUUUUUGGCGUGAUCAUCUACAGAAUCACGGUGUCUGCUCUGAUGGCCAUGAGCUCAGACCCGGAGGUGAAGUCCAACGUCCGUGUUACCGUCACGGCAACAGCAGUCAUGAUAAACCUGGUGGUGAUCCUCAUCCUCGAUGAGAUCUACGGAGCAGUGGCCGUGAGGCUGACGGAACUUGAAAUCCCUAAAACCGAGACUAACUACGAGGAGCGUCUCAUUAUCAAAGCCUUUUUACUGAAGUUCAUGAAUGCUUACGCCCCCAUCUUCUAUGUAGCUUUCUUCAAGGGCAGAUUUGCUGGUCGACCUGGAAGUUAUGUCUAUGUUUUCAAUGACUAUCGAAUGGAAGAGUGCGCUCCUGGAGGCUGCCUGAUCGAGUUGUGCAUUCAGCUCAGUAUCAUCAUGUUGGGGAAACAGCUCAUUCAGAACAACAUUUUUGAGAUAGGGAUCCCUAAGCUGAAAAAGCUGGUGCGGACCCUGAGGGACAAAGGCAGUGUGGUGGAGCAGAAGCAGGAGGAGCGGAUGCCUCGACAGUGGACCCUGGACUACGCCCUGGCCCCAUUUGAGGGACUGACCCCAGAGUACAUGGAGAUGAUUAUCCAGUUUGGGUUUGUGUCCCUGUUUGUGGCGUCUUUCCCUCUGGCUCCUCUCUUCGCUCUGCUCAAUAAUGUCAUUGAGAUUCGUCUGGAUGCAAAGAAGUUUGUAACUGAACUCCGGCGACCAGUGGCAGCUCGAGCCAAGGAUAUCGGUGUUUGGUACAACAUAUUGAGUGGAAUGGGCAAGUUCUCUGUUAUCAUCAAUGCCUUUGUCAUCUCGUUCACCUCUGACUUCAUCCCGCGCCUGGUCUAUCAGUAUGUCUACAGUCCGACUGGGACCAUGCAUGGCUUCAUAGACCACACUCUGUCCUACUUCAACGUGUCCAACUUCAAACCAGGGACUGCUCCAGACAGCACUGACCACGGGGACAUCUAUGUGUGCAGGUAUAAAGAUUACAGAGAGCCUCCCUGGUCUCCUGAGGCCUAUCAGUUCUCCAAACACUACUGGUGUGUGCUGGCAGCCAGACUGGCCUUUGUCAUUCUGUUUCAGAACCUGGUGAUGUUCCUGAGCCUGGUCGUUGCCUGGGUGAUCCCUGAUGUCCCCAAAACCAUCGUGGAGCAGCUCAAACGUGAGAAGAAACUGUUGGUGGAUUUAUUUCUACAAGAGGAGAAGGAGAAGUUCCAACUGAUCCAGAGCCUAUUCAAUAAAGACAGCGCCAGCCUCCAAUCAUGCAGCGCCAUGCUCCAAUCGAGACAAGAACUCGCUCCUCUGGGCCGAUACAGCACCCUGCCCCCCCUCACCACCCAGGGCUCUUCCCGGGACGGCGAGGGGGUUCCCAGGGCACGAUGCAGGGCCGCUAGCUUCAGCCAGUUCAGCAGGAAGGCAGCCAAUAGUGAGAAUGACAAUGCCGUACACACCGCGGUUUAA
Molecule: messenger RNA, 3167 nt
Organism: Periophthalmus magnuspinnatus
Lineage: Eukaryota; Metazoa; Chordata; Actinopteri; Gobiiformes; Gobiidae
Gene: ano2b
Product: anoctamin 2b
Exons: 26
Coding region: 27-3167 (1046 amino acids)
Biological process (GO): chloride transmembrane transport
Cellular component (GO): plasma membrane
Molecular function (GO): protein dimerization activity; chloride channel activity
Source: RefSeq, a predicted model, not a curated record